Formica exsecta is the source of this 5323-nucleotide messenger RNA. RefSeq lists its product as uncharacterized. Bases 1696 to 4986 code for a protein of 1096 amino acids. The transcript is spliced from 7 exons. NCBI's taxonomy places the organism in Eukaryota, Metazoa, Arthropoda, Insecta, Hymenoptera, Formicidae. The record is from RefSeq and is a predicted model, not a curated record.
GUGCAGCCUCAUAAUGAAUGAGAAACAAUGUGUUACAAAUCAUACAAACUAUAUAAAACAAAAAUUAAGCGCCAAGAGAGCUACUUACGAUGAGAUGAGAACGCGCGGAGAGAAAAUUUCCGUUUUAAUUAAACCAAUGCAUACACUGUACUCUCCGAGUCGACCCUCAUAAUUACCGAUGAUUAUCGCGACGCUGCCUUCGUUCUUUUACGACAUAUUCCCCUCGAUGCCGUUGCCUCGAUCGAUCGUAACGAAUCCUAAUUAUAGCCGCUGUUUGGCAAUCAAUUUCACCAUGUAACGAUCGCGAACAGCAUACGCGAGGUCAACACGCGCUUAAUUUCGCGUGGGGGGAGGGGUGGAGGAGAGAGGGGGAAGCACGCAUUGACAGUUAUUUCAGAUUGCAUGCGUAAUGUUGGAUCUGAGCCGACAUUGACACCUUUCGGAAUCCGUCGAUCUGUUGCCCAUGAUACACCUGGUCCAUAACUGUAUAGUCUAACUGUCUGUGAGUAGUCGCAUAGAUAAUCUGAAGCACGACAGCUAGUUUAUAUCAGACGCGUAUGCGAAAUUGGUUUUAACUUUUCACUGCAAAAGUACACCGCUUUUAGUGUAAAGUUUUUCCUCUGAUGUAUAUGACUUUCUUAUGUAAAAUUUGAAUUAUUUAAUACAAUUUAAAUAUAAAUUGCAUAAUGUCUUCUUCCUAAUUGAAAGAACGUCGUUAUAAAAACUGCGAAUAUAUCACGCGAAUUCGUCGAAACUAACAUCGUAUGCGAAUGACGAAGCUGUUUUCUCCAAGAACGUUGUUAAAAAGGCAGCGCGCGUACGGCCUUAAUGAAGAAAUGCGUGCAGUUUCACGGAAUGCCGGUGAAAUCCGAAGCAACAUAGACGUGCACGCAAUUUUUCUAUAUAUUCCCGUGAAUUACAGUUUCUGCUGCGGCUUUAGCGAUUUCUAGCUCGCGGGGUAAUGACCUUAACAUUAUCUAAUUAGCUUGAUUUACAUUUACAUGUGCAAACGUCAAAUCCUGAUUUUCCGAGUAGAAAGAAAACUUUCAUCGCUUAGUGCAUCGACCGAUACGCCAGCCUCGCGUUCGCAUAAUAUCGCGACAUCAAGGUCUAAAUUAUCGCUGUCUUAAUCAAUCGUUUUAUCUGCCACGCAUCGACGAGCUCAUUGUUCUUUGCAUUUUUCUUUUGUCCGAUCUCCGUCACUUUUACCGUUCCCAUGUAAAAAUACCAGCGUAUGUAAAAGUAACAGACUAACCCGGUCCCUAUUUUAAUUAUUCACGCACCGCAUAACGUUCGCAUAGAUUUGACGCAUCGCGACGUUAAUAGCAAGUACUACUCAGAAAAUCAGUUAAAAACCGACUGUGAUCCUAUAUUGUCCGAUCAAUUUUAAGAACUUUUCCUCUAAUAUCAUCACCAUCGUAUUUGAGUCAUUCCGGAAACCUUGAAUGACUCUCCUGCAAAAUUGUCAUUUUCUGCGAGAGCAGGAGGAUAUCAAAAUAAUCAUCCUGUCCGAGUUUUUUACAGUCGAGGAAGAAAUAGCGCCAAUUAUAUCAUCAGCUGUAAUAAUUCUUUCGUACUUGAAAAUAUUUCAUUGUGAUGAAUGAUUUUCCUUUUCAGAACGAAUGACAUCAACAGACAAUACGACAAACAAAGGAAUCUGCAAGUACAUUGGGUUGUGCAACAUCCGGAUAAAUCAUGUCGACCUUAGGAAUAUCCUGUUACGAGGAUGGGUUUCGAUUGGGUGGGCCGCCAUCGGAAUGCUCCCUCAGAAGCAAGGCGCAGAUCGACGCACUGUUCGAAGAUUCCAGAUCGAUCUGCAGUUCUACAUUGAGCGGCUGGUACGCCGGAUUGUCGGUCGUCAUCCCGACCAACCCCGACGACUCGAGCGCUGAAGAGCAGAAAAGGGUAAACAGCGCUGUCCAGGCGCGCAUCGAGGCAAUGUUCGCCUCGGUGGAGGCUGAAAGUGGAACGCCCGGUGAAUGCGCCGCCGCUAUCCUGCCGGUAAAAUAUAUGGGAGCUGCUCCGGUCGGUGGACGCGUGGCGAGUGUACGGGGUCUUCAGGAACCUCUUCGUCAGCUAUUGGAACGUAUAGAAGGGUGUGUCAGGGCCGAGUUGGAAAUCUCCAGACGUGGACUAACAUUCCGCACGAGCGACGUCUGUGAGAAGAAUAAUCCUUUUCGCAGGAUAGCGGUAUGGAGUGCUCUGAAGCUGAGAUGCAAGAGAAUACCAUCGGGCGACGUGCAUCACGCCUUCUUACCUUUAGUUGGCGAUCAGGAUCAAAGACACACCCAAACAUUGGAAAAUAAACACGCUGAUCUCUACAGAACAAUGCGCGGUUUAAGAAACGAAACAGAAUUAUAUCCUCCGAUCUUCGCCGUGGUGAUGCGACGACCUGGGGCUGCCAGACUCCUGGAAUGUCACGGAUUCGCCUGCGAAACCGAGGAAGAUGCUGUGGCGGCUGCGGCCACGUUGUAUCGCGCUCUUCUCGCCGAUCUGGACGCGAAUCGCCGACGACCACGUCACACGAACGGUGUCGGUUGCAUCAGUCUGGCCUCCGUUGCUUCCAGCGUCCGAGAACCCAGCCUCAGCAGCAGGAUUAAUUGUUUGCUGCCUCCGCCACCAAGACCGACUGCGCCUCAUCCUGUGAGACCACCCAGAACCAAAAAGAGUUCUAUGAGUAGCUCCGUUACUGAGGACGAAGGCACAAAAUCUAGUUUACAGAAGAUGCCGCGUAGAAAAAAAAAAAAUUCCGACGUAAAGGCGGAAGACAUUCUUGAGGCGCGUGGAAAAAGACGAGAUGUUAAGAACGAAAAAAGCAAAUUCGGACAGAGCAAUCGAGACAUUAUAUUGUCCAGAAACGAGGAAUUACAAAAUUCGAAGAACAAGACGUUUUCCACUAAGGAUCAAAAUUCCUUGAGAAUCGAAAUAGAAUCUGAAAAGCCUGAUGAAAUUUACAACAUUAAUGACACGAAUAGAAUCUACGAAAAGCAAUCCAACAAGUACGAGAAACUGUACAAACAGAACAAUCCGAAGAAGGAGCAGGCGGAUUUGAAAGACAUUUAUGAAACAAAUUAUGGAUCGUACAAUUUGAAUCGAGGGAACGCUGAUAAUUGCGAACGGCAAUCGUACUCUUCCAGAGCCGAUAGUAUUUUGAUGUAUGAUAAGGUCGAUAAGACCGGAAGAAAUGAGACAAAUUCUAGUUACAAGCAAACCGGUGGAAAGAAAGAAAGUACUUACAGUCCGCGCAUCGAAGACGAUGAUAAGAUCUAUAGUCUCGAAAAGGAGGAGAUUUACGUCAGCAAAAAUAAUAACAGGAAUAAUAAGAUGAAAAGUUCUCAGGAAGACAUUUUCUUUGCGAAGAACUUGAAAAAUAGCGAGCGCUGUCAGUCGCGUCAGGAACGUUCGGAUAGCACGACAAAACAGCAAAGACGCUCGCGAGAUCCAGAGAGGAUGUAUUCCGGCAAAAGGCUCAACAGAGUCGUCACUAUGGACAAACCGUUGAGGAAGGAGCAAUCGGAUCCCGUUUAUUCGCUGAGCAUACCAGAGUAUAGUCGCCCUCGGAGAAGAAGAAGCAGAGCGGGCAGCGAACCGCCCGUCAGUCAUUCAGAGAACAAACUCUUGCAAGAGAACGCGUUAAAGAGAUCGCAGAGCGACAUAGACGUGGACCGAGGCGAUCUAAUGACGAGAGUCGAGUUACCCAGAAGAGGGAGUUUCUUGACUUCCGGAAGUACUCGAAGAUCUAACAACAUCAAAGGUGGCACUCCCUUAGGAUUCACAGAACUGUUUGACGAGUUUAGAAAUCAGGAGGGUUUGACCAGUGUGGAUGAUAUCUUGGCGGCUAUUAUAGAUCCGGAAGGUAUGUCAUUCAACGAUUUGAAACCGCUCUACAAGGAAUUUUUACUGAAAUUGGCGGCAACCUUAACGCAAGACGAACUAUACCAGAGAUCCGCCAGCAUCAUGAGAAGACGUCGGAGACCGCAGAGACGAAGAUCGAAUCGUCGAUCUUGUUUAUUGGGCAAAGCCAUCAAGAGAUCGGUCUCGAGAUUGAAAGGCGGUCCCACGGAAUUCACUUCUGUGAUAUUUCCGGCGAGGAGAUUGAACGACAGCUUCGGCAGUAGUUCGUCGUGCGACGUCAGAAACAAUCAUCGAAAUCGAGUACUAGCGAGUAGACUCGGUAGGAGAAAAUCCUCGUGGAAGGCAACCAAGAACGGCGCGUGUCACACUACUUCGGAGGACAGCGAUACAUGUAGACGAUUGAAUCGUAACAUGGGUGCCACCGCAAACAGAAGCAGCAGCGGCUAUGUAAGCUGCAGCGAGUGUAGCUACGACUCCGAGUCAUGCACGUGCGUAUCGGCGGACAAGUGUUAUUGCUCGUUGUCUAGACGUAUACCAGCUACGUCGGUGCCUGGUAACACGGUGGUUUGCGCUUGCGAUACUGACAGUUGUUCCGAGAGCAAUAAGUGUUACUGUGCGAGGAAGCCGAUACAGUCGACCAUACUGGAGCAACUUAGACAGAAAGGUAUCGUGCCGUCGGAGAGCACUCUCAGCAGAGGAGAUAGUCCCGAGAGGAUCAGAAGCUCGAGAAUGACCAGCAGUCAUAGCUCAUCGCGCAACACCGAUUUUCUCAAGACCCGAUCAUCGCCGAUUUGCGGUAGUUCGGAUAAUUUGGCCUUAGAUUACGAUCUCUUCAGCCCAGGGAGAAAAUCUCAGCAGUCGUCCGGCAGCGAGAAAGUUCUCGUCGUUAGCGCUAGGGAUACCCAGGGCCGUUUGGUUUACGUCGGCGGCACGGAACGAGAUAAAAAGUAUUCUUCUCGCGGUAACGGGAGACCCGGAGCGCAUCACGAAGCACUCUCCAUCAAGAAAAGCGCAGAAAUCGCCGCGGUCUUUGGUGCAGGAGAAAAUAAUCGAAACUCGAGAAGGACUAGUAACGCGUCGAGUAUAAGAAGUUCGAUCAGUCUCGAAGCUGGAUUGGGCUACUUACCUUGACGAAAGCUUUCACAAAUUAUUUCCACGAAAAAGAAUCUCGAAUAUUUAAAAUAUUUGAUAUUAUAAUAUACACGCGUCUCGUACAGCUUGCCAUUCGUAUUAUCAUCGAAAAAGAAUCAGUCAUGAAAGUAUCGUGAUUCUAUUAGUCUUGUUUCAAUUUUCAAAUAUUAUAAGAUAUGCAACUACUUACUCGUACCUGUUUCAUUCUUAGUAUAUAAGUUACAGGAAAUAGAAACUAUUUAUGUGCUUUUAUUCCAAUUUCAAAGAUCUAUGAUUAUUUAUAUGCGAUAAAAACAUCAAGUUGAAUAUUUUUUGCUACGCUGGACCUGAUAGCUUA